This is a messenger RNA of Sorex fumeus (smoky shrew), 1359 nucleotides long. It is a transcript of the gene TIPRL, whose product is annotated as TOR signaling pathway regulator. The transcript is spliced from 8 exons. Gene Ontology annotation, cellular component: cytosol. Gene Ontology annotation, biological process: TOR signaling. The record is from RefSeq and is a predicted model, not a curated record. NCBI's taxonomy places the organism in Eukaryota, Metazoa, Chordata, Mammalia, Eulipotyphla, Soricidae. Bases 72 to 932 code for a protein of 286 amino acids.
AGCGCAACCGACCCCGGAAGCGGCGGGGGCGGCGGGGCUGGGCCGGCCGGCAGGGGGCGGCGGCGCCGGGCAUGGUAACGGGCGGGCGGGCCGAGCUCCGCCGCGGCGCCGCCAUGAUGAUCCACGGCUUCCAGAGCAGCCACCAGGACUUCGCCUUCGGGCCCUGGAAGCUCACGGCCGCCAAGACGCACAUCAUGAAGUCGGCGGACGCCGAGAAGUUGGCCAAUGAGCUGCACAUGCCGUCGCUGCCGGAGAUGAUGUUUGGGGACAACGUCCUCAGGAUCCUGCACUGCUCUGGCUUUGGGAUCGAGUUCAACGCCACGGACGCGCUGAGGUGUGUCAACAACUUCCAGGGCAUGCUGAAGGUGGCGUGCGCCGAGGAGUGGCAGGAGAGCAGGACGGAGGGUGAGCACUCCAAGGAGGUACUGAAGCCGUACGACUGGACCUACACGACGGACUACAAGGGCACGCUCCUCGGGGAGUCCCUGAAGCUGAAGGUCGUGCCGACAACAGACCACAUCGACACGGAGAAGCUGAAAGCCCGCGAGCAGAUCAAGUUCUUCGAGGAGGUUCUCCUGUUUGAGGACGAGCUGCACGACCACGGAGUGUCCAGCCUCACCGUGAAGAUCCGAGUGAUGCCGUCCAGCUUCUUCCUGCUGCUGAGGUUCUUCCUGCGCAUCGACGGGGUGCUCAUCCGGAUGAACGACACCCGGCUGUACCACGAGGCGGACCAGACGUACAUGCUGCGGGAAUACACUUCCCGGGAGAGCAAAAUCGCCAACUUAAUGCAUGUGCCGCCCGCCCUGUUCACAGAGCCCAACGAGAUCUCGCAGUACCUGCCCGUCAAGGAGGCCGUGUGCGAGAAGCUGCUUUUCCCGGACAGGAUCGACUCGAACCCCGCCGACGCGCAGGACAAGCCCCUGCUCAAGUAGCGGACUGGAAUGUGUAUGAGUCGUACCUCACCUCACCUCCCGAUCGUUUCCAAUUAUUUUCCAUGCAGAUUUGAACAAAACAGAUGCAAUUUAUAAAAAUUUCUAAGACAGGAAGAAAAACUUGUAAGACUAUUCAUUAGCUGAAGUUCGUAGGCCACUUCUAUUCAGAUGUCUUAGUGCCUGAGUCACUCUUAGGUGACUGUGAAACGUGGUAGAGAUUUAAAUUUUUUUUUUUUAAAUUGCGGACGGGAGGUAGGUAAGUUGAGUGUAUUCCCGGGAACUUUGUUAUCUUCUUGUGGGGGAAGAAGCCAAGAGAAGCCGUGUCUGACCAUUGCUACAGAAGCUAUCUGCCAUUUUAUAUUUAUUUGUUCCUAGCGUCUUUUUUGUAAAAGGGAAUAAACAAGGAAGUGCUCAUUUUGUUUCGCUA